AUGUCCGCCGAGCGGGCGUUCCUCGUGCGCUCCGCGAACCGCGCUGCCGCCGAUGCCGGGCUCAGGCCGCCGCCUUUUCCGCCGCUUGGGGCGCCGUUGCCGGGCAACAGGGUCGGCGGCACAGUCCGCACCAACCCCGCUGUGCUGCCCCACAACGAGCUCUCGUGA
This is a messenger RNA of Coccomyxa subellipsoidea C-169, 168 nucleotides long. RefSeq lists its product as hypothetical. The record is from RefSeq and is a predicted model, not a curated record. The transcript is spliced from 2 exons. NCBI's taxonomy places the organism in Eukaryota, Viridiplantae, Chlorophyta, Trebouxiophyceae, Coccomyxaceae. The coding region runs from base 1 to 168 and encodes 55 amino acids.